CCCACGAAACCGCAGCUUUGCCUCACAGACUGAAACACCGGGACAGCGGAGUCAGAUCCUCCAGAGUGAGCGCAGCAGUGAGGAUGUUCAGAUGAACUGACACUGACAAUAACAGCCACGAGACCAAGGAAAGACCCGGGACUGUCGAGUCGGCGGCUCGUCCUCAGUCAACUGCGUUUCCUUCACCGGGAUCCAAAGGGAACAUGAAAGGUGGUCGGUGUUAAAGCGAGCUGGCACAAUCUGGAACAGUGUUGGACUGGACUGAGACAUUGUUGUCUGCAGCUCGUUGUUUAUCACUCACUCACUCACUCACUCAUUGGACUGAAUUUCCCACCAAGACUCGACUCACUGGAGAACGACGUGUUUAUGGAUUUACGCAUGAGGAGCACCGGGAGCUGCUAUACGCACAUUAUGGUGACACCUUUAUGCUUCUCUGAUAGUAAACUAAAAUAAUCCAGUCUAAUAAAGACCAAGUGGUUCAAAGACAGAAACUCAGACUGACCUCUGGAGGAAGUGGGAAGCGCCUUUUUCUCCAUUCCUUGUUUUUUAUUUCAAACCAAAGACGUCAGGACGGAUCUCUUUUCACUCAGCUCUCCUUCUGUGAUUUAAACAAAGAUCCAAAGUGUUUGGGGAUAGCAUGGCAAUGGUAGUAAACCAGUGGCCAGAGAACAUUUCUGCAGAUCCGGGCUCCCAGCUCCAGAUUUGCGGUCAGGAGCCCGGCGGGGCACCGGGGACACCCAACGGCUCCACGCCGGGGAAUGACGCACUUUCUGGGGACAAGAUCCCCAACGUGGACUGCAUGGUGUGCGGGGACAAGUCCAGUGGGAAGCACUACGGUCAGUUCACCUGCGAGGGAUGCAAAAGCUUCUUUAAGCGGUCGGUGAGGCGGAACUUGACCUACACCUGCCGGGGGAACCGAGACUGUCCCAUCGACCAGCACCACCGGAACCAGUGUCAGUACUGCAGGCUGAAAAAGUGCCUCAAAGUGGGCAUGAGGAGAGAAGCUGUACAACGAGGACGCACAUCCAACUCUCAGACCAGCCCGGGACAGUAUCUGACCAACGGCACUGACCCAUACAACAGCCAACCCUACCUGUCCGGCUUCAUCUCUCUGCUGCUGCGCGCUGAGCCCUAUCCCACAUCUCGCUACGGGGCCCAGUGCAUGCAGGGAAACAACCUCAUGGGCAUUGAGAACAUCUGUGAACUGGCAGCCAGGUUGCUGUUCAGUGCUGUGGAGUGGGCAAAGAACAUCCCCUUCUUUCCUGAUCUGCAGCUCAUGGAUCAGGUGGCACUGCUGCGCAUGUCAUGGAGCGAGCUGUUUGUCCUGAAUGCAGCGCAGUGCUCGAUGCCGCUGCAUGUGGCGCCCCUGCUGGCAGCAGCCGGCCUGCAUGCCUCGCCCAUGUCAGCAGAGCGCGUGGUGGCUUUCAUGGACCACAUCCGCGUCUUCCAGGAGCAGGUGGAGAAGCUGAAGGCCCUCCAGGUGGACACGGCGGAAUAUUCUUGCCUCAAGUCCAUUGUGCUCUUCACGUCCGAUGCUAUGGGGCUCUCCGAUGUUGCCCACGUGGAGAGCAUUCAGGAGAAAUCUCAGUGUGCCCUGGAGGAGUACGUAAGAAACCAGUAUCCCAGCCAGCCAAACCGCUUCGGGCGCCUCCUGCUCCGCCUGCCCUCCCUGCGAAUCGUCUCGUCUCCGGUCAUCGAGCAGCUGUUUUUUGUGCGCCUGGUUGGCAAGACACCCAUCGAGACACUGUUGCGUGACAUGCUGCUGUCGGGCUCCAGCUACAACUGGCCCUACAUGCCCGCCGUGCAGCGCGAGCGACCGCUCUCCCUCCACUAUAACGAGAACGGGCCGUGAACCAGGUGGAGAAGAAGCCGCAGGAGAAAGUCACACCGAGCUUCCAUCUGAUACUUGUAUCCGCGCUUUUCUCCUCGUCGUCCUCACCAUUCCACUCAAGAAAACCACACUGACGGUACAGCCCGUUACUGUCCCGCGUCCAUAAACCAGCCAGUCAUUUUACCCAUAGACCACCGCUGCAGAAGCAUGGCGGUCCACUGCAGACCGCCACCACGACGUCCAUGUUUGAGAUGGAGCGUGAGAUGGAGCGUGAGACGGAGCGGUUGGUAGAAGAGGUUUUUGCACACUGCACCAGCAGGUCUGUUGGACUCACACACACACACACACACACACACAAACAGAGACUGAAGAAAACCAGAAAACUAAAAAGACGUUUGCUCUGCCGACGUUCACACGGGCCGCGUACAAGCGUCGCAGUGCGGUCAACACCAAGCAAGGGCUCACCAGACUCUACAAGCAAGAGCACGAGGCCCGCGGUGAACUGACUCGUUUUUGACAAAACAAAAAACCCUGAAGCCAUUAAAAAAGACAAAUGCCAAAAUGUCUUGGACUUUUGCAGAGGACGUGUUUUAUUGUGUGUUUGUAUUAGCACUGUUUAUAUGGAGAGAAGAAUACUUAUGACUGUGUCCAUACGUACGUACAGCAUACCAUUGAUUCAUAGACAUCCACAGCAUAUUAGGCUUCUAUGGGAAAAGCUCAGGUUCAAAGGGUGGGGGCGCGCGCACACACACACGCACACAUACACACACACACAUGCCAAUAUCAGUACAAGUAGAAAAAAAAAAUACAAGAAACCCAGCAAAAUUCACAUUGAACAGCAGCCUGUGCCAAAGCUGAAAAUGCAUAUUGUUUGGAUUUAUUUGUAUUUUUUUGCAGUAGAGUUGGUGAUGAAAAGUAAUGUUUGGUUUGUUUAUAAUUUGAUUGUAUACUUGUUUCGGGGGGGAGAGGAGUUUGUAAAACAUAAAUACAAAAAUAAAAGCAGAGGCACUUGCAUUGUAAUCUGAACCCACACUUAUUAUCUCCUGUAAAAUCACAGCACUGGUAGAUUCCUAUUACCCUGGUGUCAUUUGUUCAAAAAGCCCAUGUUAAUUCUCCUCCGUGACGUUCUCACAGGAGGGACACAACUCUUUUUGUCAUGAUUGUUAGUAUCGGGAGGGGGUGUUUUUUUACAAAAGUAGGUGUACUUGCCUUAGAACAAACAUUUUGUCACUGAGCAUUUACUGUAUCUUAUGACUGUGCCAUAAUCGCUCGUUACCUGUUAUAACAGGUAUUAUGUCCUGUCAGCAGAGGAAAUGAACUCAUAUGACGUAAAGAAAAUUGAUCACGUGCGCACAAUGUCAUCGCAGACGUCAACUUCAAAUAGAAAGAAAACCCUGUGAGAAUAAUAUCAUCAGCACUUUCAUUUUUUUUAGACUUCAUGUAAGUUCUUUUCCACGUCCUGAUGAUAUUUUCAUCUUCGACUCAUGUCAUUUGAAUUCAUUGUACCGAUACUGUAGACAAAUGUACCACUAACCUCUGAAAACCUCAGUCUAUGUUACAAUAUAACCCCAGUUGGACUAAUGACUGUGACCUAGCGUAGGACUUGUUGAAGUCGUUUUUAUUUGAUUUGAUUUUUAUUCCCGUUGAAUAAAAGAAUUGUUUUGACAACCUGUA
Solea senegalensis (Senegalese sole) is the source of this 3505-nucleotide messenger RNA. It is a transcript of the gene nr2f5, whose product is annotated as nuclear receptor subfamily 2, group F, member 5. NCBI's taxonomy places the organism in Eukaryota, Metazoa, Chordata, Actinopteri, Pleuronectiformes, Soleidae. Gene Ontology annotation, biological process: cell differentiation; anatomical structure development; regulation of transcription by RNA polymerase II. The coding region runs from base 638 to 1852 and encodes 404 amino acids. Gene Ontology annotation, molecular function: nuclear receptor activity; zinc ion binding; RNA polymerase II cis-regulatory region sequence-specific DNA binding. The record is from RefSeq and is a predicted model, not a curated record. The transcript is spliced from 4 exons.